Messenger RNA from Heterotrigona itama, 291 nucleotides. NCBI's taxonomy places the organism in Eukaryota, Metazoa, Arthropoda, Insecta, Hymenoptera, Apidae. The record is from the annotation of a GenBank genome assembly.
AUGGGAAACGGGGGAGGAAAGGGAAGAGGUCAGGCAAGUGGCGACGAAGAGGAAGGAUUGUAUAGUGAAUCAUACCUUGCUCCAUUGACGUCAGAAGACACUGUGGAGCAAUGGCUAUCGAGGCAAAAAAAAUUAUAUCUUCGGCCUUGGCUCUCCGCGGGAGCCUCCGUGCACCGAUGAACACGAUUAACCAAUUAGCGAUACCGUUCUUCUUGUUUUACGCGCGGCAACUUUAUCGUCGCCGCUGUAUUUUACGAGGCGUUAUUUGGGCAACCAGCUCUCGGAAUUUUA